Messenger RNA from Paramacrobiotus metropolitanus, 1937 nucleotides. RefSeq lists its product as uncharacterized. The transcript is spliced from 3 exons. Gene Ontology annotation, molecular function: protein binding. The record is from RefSeq and is a predicted model, not a curated record. NCBI's taxonomy places the organism in Eukaryota, Metazoa, Tardigrada, Eutardigrada, Parachela, Macrobiotidae. The coding region runs from base 161 to 1735 and encodes 524 amino acids.
UUAUCUGGUUUUUCCAAAUUCUGUGAGUCACUGAGUACUAACUAGUAACUACUAAAAGUCAUAAGCACAGUACUUUCAAGAAGGUCCAGGACCUGUUGCAGUAAUUUCAUCUCUGGGAAUAGCUACCAUAUCAAAUUCACGUCAGCACUAAAACUCGGAGAUGUUCAUCCACGCCAACAACAUUGCGGACUGGAACGCCGUGGACGUCCGCGUUGACGGCCAGCUGCAGCUCGGCCACGUCGUCAACGUGGUGGAAAAGGGCCUGAUCAUCGAUUUCGGGUGUCCUGGCCAGCGCUCCACCUUCGUCGCAUUCGGGACGAUCUUCCAGGGCAGCGGUGGUAAACAGUACCAGAGCCCCAUAUACUGGGAUUACCAGAGUAAAACUCCCUUUCCCGAACCAGCAGAGGGAGCCGAUGCGCAAGUAUUACUGCGCGCUACUCCUCGUGCUCCGUGGGUGUGGUAUCCAGGGAAAGUGAUGGGGUUGUAUGGUUUCUGUUGUGAUGCAACGGGUGAUUCGAUGCUGGCGCAAGUGCAGCUGCCCCACGGUGUUGUUACUGAGCUGAUGCUGGAAGAGCAGGUGCGCGCAAUCGAUCAGCCAGCGCGGCGGCAGAUUGUGGAGAAGGAUUUUGUUGUCCGAUGUUGCCCCCUGCCGGUGGGCUACUGGUCCGAGGCGUCGGCUUUCGUGGCGGGGAUGUUUCGAUUCUGGUUGGGCCAUAAGCAUAAAGUGCGCUGCACCGCCAUCCUCAGCCAGACGCUGCUGUAUCUGCAGUGCCAGACGGCCGCUCCACUGGACGCUGCUGCUGUGGAACAAUCAUAUGCUGCGGCCAAAAAAGACGCUAAAAAAGACGCCGCACUCCAUCCAAUCUCCACGCCGAGCGUUCUUUCCCAUGCAGCGACGAGAGAACGCAAGACACCGACACCCGCCGCUCAACUGACCGUGGCGUUGGGCGCGUUACCGGCGAUGCUGCAUACAGAGAUCCUGCAGUCUCUCAACACCAUGGACCGUAUGCGCUGUCGCCGUGUCAGCUACCUGUGGAACACGCUUAUCACCACGGAGGCCUACUUCCCCGAUGUCUGCCUGUCGGGGCUGAAGGCGGAUUAUAAUAAGAACGACCUGUACCCCAUGUUCUGGGUGGUGGCCGGUGUGUUGAAAUGCGUUAGCAGCCGCACGCGGGUGGUGGUGUUCCGACAUAUGGAUCGGGUGGAAUGCCAGCGCACUCUCCUCAUUAUCAAGCAUCUGCGCGGUGGUGUCCGUCUCCCGAUGCUGGUGUUGGACCGGUGCCGGUUUAUCAACGACUGGGUCUUCAGUUAUCCCAUUGGGGUGAUUAUCAAGGAAAUGGUGGAGAUGUUUGCGGCGGCGGAGAGGAUUGUGAUGAAGAACUGCCGGAUGGACGAUGAAAGUUUGAAGGCGGAAGGGGUACAAUGCGCGUUUGACGGGCAGUCCGAUGCCGAGGUGGAACAACAGCUGUGGGAUCUCUUUGAGAAAAAUCUUGCUCUCAAGAAGCCACUGGAUAUACAGUGGGUGACUGAGUGUAUCGCCAAGAAGCGCCGCAAACGAAUCAAGAAGGAGGUCAUCAAGGGUCUAAAGAAUUAUCAGAGCGUGGACCCGCGUGAGUCCACGCACUACCGCCACCGGGAAUGGACCGUGGACGAGGUGCUGCAGCAGCUGGAUGUCAGCAAGUUGAGCCGCGUAACGGCAGCCGCGCUUAGUGAAAGCCUGGCUCCCGACGAGUGAUUGGAUCGACCAGAUUGCGGGCAUGUUGUUUCUUUAUUGUGCAGUCGCAUACGCUUGUUCCUGCGUUGCUUUUUUGUCGAAUUCGGACACACGAUUACAUAUUUGUCUUGGCCAUAUGACGUAUGAUUUUGGUACUAGUUGUUUUUUUUACUCGAUUUAUGGCUAAUAAGCCAAAUAAGUGAGAUACAUAGUACAUACGGUA